AUGGCAACCCAUGAACGUCGUGAAAGGGCCUCAAGUCGCCUACUGGCUGAGAGUAACCGGGAGAGUGAACGGGAGAUACUCCCGGACACCGAACAGGUUACUGAGUUCAAUGUUAACCAACCGGAGUCGGACCCAAACUCCGGCCCUUCUUCAGCGAACUCCAGUCCUCCCAGGAAUCGCUGGUCGAUCGGUUUUGUUGCAAGAUGCGCCCUGCUGGCCUGCAUUACCUCAGCUCUACUGGGAUUGGAAGUUGGUUUGCUGAGCGAAAUUAUGUCGGCGGUCAAAAAGGACCAAGGGACAACGGAUGAGCACGUUGAGCUCGUCACGUUUGUGCUCCACAUCGUUGCACUGGUUGGAUCGAUUCUAACGGGUCUACUCUCUGAUUAUAUAGGCCGUAGAUACACUAUUAUCUUCGUAGGUGCCUUAUUUGUCUUCGCGCCCUCGCUCAUGGCCCUAGCUUCUAGUAGUUUUUUGGUCAUGUUGGGUAGGACAUUUGCACAUGUCGGGGUAGGUUAUACCCUAACUCUAGCUCCCGUAUAUGUGGCUGAGCUGUCUGCUGCCCGCUCUCGCGGCUUCCUCAGCUCGCUCCCUCAAGUAUUCAUCAACGCUGGCAACUUUCUCGGUUGUAUUGGCAAUUACUUUAUCUUCAGGAGCAAAUUCAGAGGGUGGCCUCUUAUGGUGUCCGGGGGAAUAAUCACCUUAUUCUUCGUUGCCAUCGCCGUCCUUGCCAUGCCCGAGUCACCCCAGUGGCUCGUGAUGCAAGGGCGCCUAUUCGAUGCGCACCUCGUCCUCCUCCGGACUUCCAAAUCUGAUGAGGAAGCCAAACUACAGCUCACUAAAAUCCAGGAGGCUGCUGGCGUCACUGGAGACCACAACCAAAACAAUGCCAAUGUGAGCAACGAGAAUGGGAGGUUUUGGAAUCUCCUCCGCCAGUCCCCCUCCGUCAGACAUAUCCUCAUCUGUGCCGUGGGCAUGCAGUUUUUCCAGCAAGCUUGCGGAGUUGACACCCUACUGUUGUAUAGCCCACAGAUCUUCGAGAAAGCUGGAGUCACAUUCUCCGACGAUAAGUUCCUCCUAACGGUUGAAAUUGAGCUUGUGAAAAUGAUAUUCACGCUUGUCGCCUCAUGCCUCCUUGACAGGUUAGGGCGACGCCCUUUGCUAUUGUGGAGCAUUGCGGGGAUCAUAGUCUCGCUGUUAACCCUUGGAAUGAGCCUCACGGAGCUUGACCAAAGUGACUACAAGGACAUUCUCCGUGGCGACAAGGACUGGUGGGCGAGCACAUGUAUAAAGUCGUUAUUCGCCUGUGUGGCCUCAUUCUCAGUUGGACUCGCACCAGUCACCCCAGUUUUCACGGCCGAGGUAUUUCCAGUACGGUUGCGGGCGCGGGGAUGCGCAUUCUCGUAUGCCGCUAACCAAGUGGCAAGUGCAAUGGUGGCAUUUGUAUUCUCGUGGUUCUACAACAAGUCAAGCCUCAGCGUAGCCGUCAACUUGAUCGCAGUAAUCGCGUGCAUAGCAUGGGCGGUUUUCUUCCUGAUAAUCCCGGAGACGAAAGGACGCACACUAGAAGAAAUGCGCCACUUUUUUGGCCAAAUCAUCGGGUGGGAUUACGUGGCGAGAGAAAUAGACAGGGAAAGGAUUGAACCUUUCCAGCCAUAUCUGUUGUUCCUUCCCGCCGCACCUCUCAACGCUAGCAAGACGUUCCAGCGAGCCUCCGUUCCUAGGCGGGGCCUUCCACGAAUUUUCAACAACGCUCUGGUAGUUCCUCAGUCGCUGGCCAACGACCAGUCAAUACCCAGCAAGCAUCCUAGGGUGGUGGGAUCUGUAGAAUAUGCCCUCAACAGACCCUCCGGUGGAUUCUUGACUUCUUGUUUCCGUUUAAGCGGCUCCAGUAGCAUCUAG
Rhodamnia argentea is the source of this 1899-nucleotide messenger RNA. RefSeq names its product putative polyol transporter 1. NCBI's taxonomy places the organism in Eukaryota, Viridiplantae, Streptophyta, Magnoliopsida, Myrtales, Myrtaceae. Gene Ontology annotation, biological process: transmembrane transport. Gene Ontology annotation, molecular function: myo-inositol:proton symporter activity. The transcript is spliced from 6 exons. The record is from RefSeq and is a predicted model, not a curated record. The coding region runs from base 1 to 1899 and encodes 632 amino acids. Gene Ontology annotation, cellular component: membrane.